Molecule: messenger RNA, 1474 nt
Organism: Nerophis ophidion (straightnose pipefish)
Lineage: Eukaryota; Metazoa; Chordata; Actinopteri; Syngnathiformes; Syngnathidae
Gene: hoxa1a
Product: homeobox A1a
Exons: 2
Coding region: 10-906 (298 amino acids)
Biological process (GO): regulation of transcription by RNA polymerase II
Cellular component (GO): nucleus
Molecular function (GO): DNA-binding transcription factor activity, RNA polymerase II-specific; RNA polymerase II cis-regulatory region sequence-specific DNA binding
Source: RefSeq, a predicted model, not a curated record
GAUGCCACGAUGAGCACCUUCGUGGAUUAUUCUGUCAUGAGCGGCGAAGGCGGUUCGUGUUCCGUGAGAGCCUUCCACCCGGAUCACGGGAUCGCCACAUUCCAGUCGUGCGCCGUGACGGCGGGCAACUGCGGCGCCGAUGAGCGCUUCAUGGCCAGCCGGACUUCGCCGGACGACGCCCCGCCGCGCGGCUCCUGCCACUCCGGGCUGGCUUACGGCGCGCCCGCGGCCUGCGGCUCCGGCUAUGGCGCGCCGACUUUCUACAACCAUUACGCACUGAACCACGAAGUAGACGCCGCCGCCGGGUACGCCCAGUGCGGCCCGCUGGUGUACCCGGGUCACCUGGCGCAGGGUCAGCUGCAGUACGCCCACCCGGCCUACGGGGGCGGCCACGAGCCUUUCCCCGGGUGCUCGAACCCUCUGUCCCCGCUCCACGGCGCUCACCUGGAGGGGUGUUGCUCCCCGCUGUCGGAUGGAGCCUCCUGUGCGCAGACCUUCGACUGGAUGAAAGUCAAGAGGAACCCCCCUAAGGCAGGGCGGUCGGGCGAGUUGGGCUACGGAGCGCCGCCCAACGUGGUCCGGACCAACUUCAGCACCAAGCAGCUGACGGAGCUGGAGAAGGAGUUCCACUUCAACAAGUACCUGACGCGGGCGCGGCGCGUGGAGAUCGCCGCCACGCUGCAGCUAAACGAGACUCAGGUGAAGAUCUGGUUCCAGAACCGGCGGAUGAAGCAGAAGAAGCGGGAGAAAGAAGGACUCCUGCCGGCCAAGGCCGCGCCCUCUGACCCCGGGGAGAGCCUCCGGGAGAAAAUGGACGACGCGGCGUCAGAGAAGUCGGUUUCUGCGCCUUGUACGCCUUCUCCCACUUCCUCCGGCGUGUCUUCCACCGGCGCCGACGGGUACUGACCCGACUGGGAGCGAACUCUUGCACUAUUUGGACUAUUUCCACUCCUUGGUUAUCGAUGUCUUUUAUAUCGUGGAGGGCAGGGGUGUCCAAAACGCGGACCGGGGACCAUUUCCCAGCUUUCAAAGUAAAAGUAAACAGCGGUACCCUUUUUCAAUUCAAACCCUGACUGUAUAUUGGAUGGUAAAAACUGGUGGGAAAUUUAUUGUUAAAAAAACAAUCAUUAGUACUAUUUUAUUUACAGUAAUGCACCGUAAAACAACAAUUGUCAAAAGUGUUCAGGCAAAAAAAUUACCCUGGGGCAGUAUAGCUCGGUUGGUAGAAUGCCCGUUCCAGGUUCGAUCCCCGCUUCCGCCAUCCUAGUCACUGCCGUUUUGCCCUUGGGCAAGACACUUUACCCACCUGCUGCCAGUGCCACCCACACUGGUUUAAAUGUAACUUAGUUAUUGGGUUACACUUUAUGUAAAAGCGCUUUGAGUCACCAGAGAAAAGUGCUACAUAAAUAUUUUACCGGUAUAGCUCGGUUGGUAGAGCGGCCGUGCCAGCAACUUGAGGGUUGCAGGUUCGAUC